This is a messenger RNA of Balearica regulorum gibbericeps (East African grey crowned-crane), 2858 nucleotides long. Lineage: Eukaryota; Metazoa; Chordata; Aves; Gruiformes; Gruidae. The record is from RefSeq and is a predicted model, not a curated record.
AUGCGGAACCAACAGAAAUACCGGAACCUCCACCAUAUGAGAAGAAAAUGCAGUUUCUUGAGGACGAAUUGUUUAGGCUUACACGAUCAGUGCUUGAACUUCAGUCCUCUGUGGCAGGUGUGAAUGAAAACCUGAAGUUGACUGUCCAAGAAGAUGCUAGUAAGAUGUUGGUCACUUGGCUGAACAACCUUUAUGACCGCCCAGAGCCUGAUAGUGCGAUUGGUGGUGAAACAGACACUAUUCAUCUGCCUGGACUCCUCAGCAAUAAAGAUCAAAAAGACCCUUUUAUUGAUUUUGAAAUGGAAGAUAUAAAGGCUGAGCUAGCUGAGGUCAAAGAAGCCUUGAAGAUGAGGAAUGACAAGCUGGAGGAACUGAAUGGAAAAGUAAAAGGCUAUGAAGGACAAUUAAAACAACUGCAGGAGGCAGCACAAGGACCUACAAUAACAAUGCCCAGCAACAAUAUAUAUCAGGAGUAUAUAGACUCAAAAUUUGAGUCCCUCAGACAGGAAAUACUGGAAGGAUUUGAAAAGAAAAUGGCAGAUCUGAAGAACUCCUGUGAAUACAAACUACAGGAUAUCCAGCAGCAGUGUGAUGACAAUGAAAAUAACUGUUUAGGAAUAAUCGAUGUUAUAAGAGGAAAAGAGAAUGACUUGAGGAAAGAAAUAAAUACUCUCCGAACUCAGAUUCCAUCAAACAAGUCCAGUUGUUGCAAGGAGGGUGGGAGAGAUGACUUUGACCAACAGAUAAAAGAUUUAGAUAGGAAGAUUGACAGAGUUGUGGAAGCACACAGGAUCUUGAAUGUCAGAAUAGAUAAUGAAAUCACUCGAUUGUCAACUCCAGAUCUAGAAGACAUGUUUGGUGAGAGGUUGGAGGAGCUAGAUGCGAGGAUGAAUGUUACAGAACGAAAUGCUGAAGAACACUGCUUUUACGUUGAGGAAACCCUCCGUGGUGCUAUAGCUGCUGAGGUAGAUGAAUUGAGAGACUUGUUUGACCAAAAGCUGCGGGCACUAGAAGAUAGACUAGGUGGCACUAUUUUAGAGAUCGCUAAUACCACAGACCCAGAUGGAAUGUAUAUUAAUCCUGGACCCAUCUUGCCCAGUGACACAGGAUUUGCAAAUGAGCAAUUGACAGCAGAGAUGAAUUUCCUGAAGACCAAACUACUGUCACUUGAACACCUCUGUGGGCAGAAAUGUCAGUCUGCACCACAAGGUAUGGAGGACCUUCAGAAAGAGCUAGAAAAUUAUAACAACAAAUACAAUCACUUGCUUUUGAAAACAGAGAACAACUCUGUUCUCCUGCAGUCUCUAAAUAGCUCUCUUAAUGAGAAACUCAACUUAAUUAAGAGUAACCAACGUGACAUUCAGAAAAUGCAGAGAGAUGCACGCGUAUUCCGGUAUAGUCUAAAUGUCAUGGAUAAAGAUGUGAAGAACCUUCAAGAUGGCUUGAGUAGCUGCAAAGAGCAGCUCCUGGGUGUCAAUUCUACCUGUAGGAAAACACAACGAGGUGUCUUCCGAAAAAUUGAUCAAAUGCAGAGGACAUUUGCAAAUCAAACUGCCCACCCCAGUGAUAAUUGCUGUGGUGAAGUGAGAGAGAGACUAGAACAAUUGAAUGACCAUAUCCUGAAUGAUCUUAGCAAGUGCAAAGAAAAGACCCAAGGUAUUCAGGAGGGUGUUUCAGAUGUUGAGAGUAGAGUCUCGCGUGUUGAAAAAGUUUGCGGCAAGCUGGACUCUGUCUCAGGCAGCUUGCAGAAGAUAAAAGAAGGUCUGAAUAAGCACGUGAGCAGCUUAUGGAACUGCAUCCGCGAAAUGAAUGAAACUAUAGCAUCUCAUUCCACUGAUAUUUCUGGUCUCAAAAAUUCUGUCCAACAGUUUUAUAGUCAGGUCUCCAAAAUGACCACAGAUAUUGAAGGCAUGCUGAAAUCUCAGUCUGACUCAAGGCGAUCAGAAGUACCACGGCAGCCAUUACCACCAAGACCACCCCUACAGCCCCAGCCUGGCAUAUCCCUGCUGCCGCCGAGGAUACAACCCCCACGACAGAGGACCCCCCUCCAGCCACCACAGCUGAGACCUCCUCCACGCCCAGCGCUGCCAGAGUCAGGUGUUGUGCCAUUUCUGCCUGGAACAACCGGGAUCAUCUUGGAGACUGGAGAGGCAGGGCCUCCUGGCACUGUUUUAAUGUCAGGAAGAGGGCGGCUUAGAAGCGUGGAUGGUCAGGCUGGUCAAAGUACCAUGCCUGUUGCUGAAGGAUAUGCUGGAGCACCAGGAUAUCCAAAGUUAUCUCCUCCUACCACGGACUCGCAAGGACCUGCUGCUGCUGCGGCCUCUCUGGUGUCGUUUUCUGCUGGGCUCACACAGAAGCCUUUCUCCAGUGAUGUCGGCGUGGUUCACUUUAACAAAGUGCUUGUGAAUGACGGGGACUAUUAUAACCCCAAUACAGGCAUUUUCACAUCACCAUAUGAAGGACGCUACCUGAUCACCGCUGUGCUGGCCCCAGAGAGGGACGAGUACGUAGAAGCGGUGCUGUCUGUCUCCAACGCAAGCGUGGCUCAGCUCCACACAGCUGGGUACAGAAGGGAACUGCUGGAGUACCACAAACCUUACUCGGGGAAACGGACCUGUGGUGGUCCUGGGACAUUCCACCUCGUUCUUCACCUCAAAGCGGGAGAUGAAGUAAACAUCGUUGUAACAGGAGGCAAACUGGCCUACACAGACUCUGAUGAAAUGUACUCCACAUUUAGCGGAGUUCUCCUGUAUCCUUCCAUUUCUCAUGUUUAGGUUUACCUUGAACAGGAGAGAAGGGUAAGAUAUUCAGAAGAAAUUAAGUGUAAUAAAAUUCAAAGCUUUAAUAUAUUCAGUUUA